GUAAAUGUUAUGUUUGUUUGUUUGUUUUUAUACAUUUUUGUCUGCAAGUGAUUAUUAGUGAAUGCAAUAUUUCCGGAAUCUGAACCUUUUAUUCGAGAAAUAGCCUUGAUUUGCAUUUGACAAACCGGGGCAAUUAGGAGGACUACGAAAGGAUUAAGUGCACAUUCUUAAAUGUACUAUUGUUUAUUGAUGUAAAACAAAGAUGAUCGCUAAAUCUGCCUUUGUUCAAAGUGAGACAUUUUAUUUGGAAUAUAUUUGAAGGUAUCAAUGUUUUGUAUGGUUGAAUUUGAUGACAUUGUUCGUUCUAGGGAUGAAUCAGACCUCUUCCAACAUCACGCUGGGGGCCUCACAGAGGGACUCCUUCUCCAAAGCUGUGACCAAGAACGUCAUUGUGGUGGCUCUGGGAGUCACUGUCAUUUACCUCAAUGCCAGCCUUAUCCACACCUUCCACAAACAGCAGAUCUUCAACACCAAUCCCCGCUACAUCCUCUUCAUCCACAUGGUCAUCAAUGACACAGUCCAGCUGACCCUCACCAUCCUCCUCUUCCUUAUCGGCUACACCCUCUACCACAUCAACGUCUGCCUGUGCAGCUUCAUCAUCCUGCUGGCUCUGUUCACCACUGAAAACACACCGCUCAACCUCUCCUGCAUGGCCCUAGAGUGCUACGUGGCAGUGUGUCGCCCGCUACACCACGCCCGCAUCUGCACCGUGCGGAGAACCUACCUCUUCAUCGGUCUGAUCUGGGCCAUCAGUAUGCUCUCCAUCCUCCCGGACCUGUUUGUCGCCCUGGCUACCGAGCCCGUGGCGUUCUUUAUCACAGAUGUCUUCUGUCUGAGGGAGACGGUGUUCCGUAGCCCUCACAUCAUCCUCAAGAGGGACGCCUGGUACGUGUUGCUGCUGGUCGUCAUUUGGCUGACCCUGCUCUACACGUAUUUCCGCAUCCUGUUCACCGCCCGAGCCGCCAGCGCGGACGCAAAGAAGGCCCGAAACACCAUCCUGCUCCACGGCUUCCAGCUGCUGCUGUGCAUGUUGAUAUACGUGGACCCGUUAUUGAAAACGCUUCUGAACUACUGGUUCCCCAAUAGUUUGACGGACUCCUUGUUCGUGUGCUACAUCCUCAUCAACAUUUUGCCACGGUCCAUCAGCCCCAUUGUGUACGGCCUGCGAGACAAGACCUUCAGGAUGUACCUGAAGAAACACCUCUUGUGCAGAUUGACGUUGGUGACGGUGUAAUCGAAACCCUUAUAGACUAUCUACUGCGUCAAAUGUGGUGGUAUUCUGGACCCACAAGGGGCCAGGGCCCUGUGUGCACUACCCACUAGACGCAUGUUGGGGGUUUUAAAUUCAAUCGUUAUGAAUGAAAAAUGUUCAAUGGUUUUAUCCUUUUGUCAUGAAAUCAGUUAGGAAGUGGAUGAAAGUGAUACACUCUGCUAACCAGAGAGACAUUAAACCCAAGCUUGGUAGCACUGGUUGGUUUUAUUUACCUCAGUAAUAAAUUUUUCGAAAUGCAUUGAAAAAAUGCAUUUUAUUGAAAUAAAUGUAAUUUUCUUUCCAUUUAA
Gadus chalcogrammus (walleye pollock) is the source of this 1560-nucleotide messenger RNA. Its product is annotated as odorant receptor 131-2-like. Gene Ontology annotation, biological process: G protein-coupled receptor signaling pathway. Bases 290 to 1234 code for a protein of 314 amino acids. The record is from RefSeq and is a predicted model, not a curated record. Gene Ontology annotation, molecular function: G protein-coupled receptor activity. The transcript has 2 exons. Gene Ontology annotation, cellular component: membrane. NCBI's taxonomy places the organism in Eukaryota, Metazoa, Chordata, Actinopteri, Gadiformes, Gadidae.